AUCCAUUAUCUCUUUUUCUUUCAAGUAUAAACACCACAAUCUUUCUUUGUGAAAUAAAAAACUAGAAGGUAAAACAUUUAUUUUACUUUACCUUAAAAUUUUAAAUUUAUUUACUUGAAAUGUGAUGUAAACUUUAUUUCUUUUAAUAAAGAGAAAAGUAUUUACUUACGGCAGUAGAAAGGAGCACGCUUCAUAAUUCUUGUAAUUGGAAGAAGGGUAAGAGUUUCUUGUUAUGAAUUAAUGGUUACAUGAACACCAUAAGCAAACAAUAAACUUGAAGAAAAAAAUAGCCGAAAGGAGAAAGAAAUUGGAUUUUCCAUCACUACACAAUAACACGAGAAAAAAAAAAAAAAAAAAAAGUACUCCCAACUCCAAUUCCCCCUCACCCCCUACGCAAAUAUCUUGAAAGUACGAAAAAAAAAUAUACUUAAGUGAAAAGAAAGUACACAGAAUCGAUUGAUCAAAGAAGUAAAAAUUCUUUUAGGAGGAAGAAGGAACAGUGAGUAGACAUAUCGAUUUAUGAAGCACCAAAGAAACCAUAAGUUUCUUCUCUUCUUCUUCCUUCCGUUAUAAUUUUCACAGUGGUCCAAAGCAUGUUCUUGCCCGCCGUCCUAGCAGGACAAAGCCAAGUGGUGACAAAUCAAGAAAACGUACAAAUAUUUUUAUGUCUUUUUGUAUAUACACAAAACACACACACACACAAUAUUCGUUUUUCAGUCACUGGCAUUAUUAUUAAACUUCAAGAACCCUAUCUCUCUUUGUACUUCAUCUUUUUCAGUAUAUAAAUAGCAGUUAGAAGGGUCUUUGUUUUCUCAACAUACACACACACACAAACAUUCUUGUGUGUACCCCUUUGUCUCUAGUUACAAAGUCAAAAAAAAAUUCUCAUACUUUAGUCAGUCCCCUAAAAAAAAAAAUGUCUUCGUCAUCAUCACCACCAUCUUCUUUAGGAGAAGGACCUUCUUCUUCUAGGAGCCGUAGACGUGCCGGAAAUGAUGUUUGGCCAGAGCCAUUUGUGGAGGAUUUGGCUUUGGAAGUUGCCACUGAUGCUUCACGUUCCGUUGGCCGCUUGGCUGCUGCCCAAGCCCUAUCCGUUAUUUUUCAGGUUUGUUCAACAUGGCAAGCAGUGUCACAAUCGGAUCUGCUAUGGCAAAACCUGACCCGGCAGAUAUGGAACCGCCACGAGCUUCUCCGCCAAACAUGGAGGGAGGAGUACAUAUAUUGGCACCAAACAGCCAAUAACUUCCUUCACCAUAGAUACACAUAUAACACCCUCCAUUUUGUGCCUGAAAACAACGACGAUGACAAUAACAAUAACAACGAUAGUCUCUUCUGUCGUCGUUUAGCCUUGUCUGACCACCAUUUAGCUGCUGGUUUUUCCGAUGGCUCGGUUCAGUUGUUUUUUCUACCUACGAGGCUACAGUUGUCGACGUUCCACCCUCAUCACCAUGAUCGCCUAGGCCGAUUCUCUAGAGCUGUUUCUGGGAUUAUUUUGUCUGAUGUUCAACUUGUGUUUGCUUCUCUAGAUGGUGAUAUUCAUGUGGUGGUCAUUGGUGAUGCUGCACCACCUAGACGUGCUCACUUAGGUGACGUGGUGAAUGACGGUGCUUUGGUUGAUUUCACUGGCUGUGACCAGUGGUGGGUUGGCCUCUAUGCAGGUGUUCCUGGGAGUGCAUUUCACAUAUGGAAUAGGGAGACAGAAGAACUAGUCUUUUUUGGUGGUGAAUUAACAGAUCCAGAAGCUUUAAUGGGUUGGCACCUACUCACUGAAGUAACGGAUAUCGUCGGUCGAAUCAGAGUGACAACCCGAGAGACUGCCGUGGCGUGCACCAGCCUGCAGCUCAUGGUAAUUGACUUGCAAAACCAAGGCGUAAUAAUAACAGCACAACCGUCCCGAAGAGGGCUCAUCGUGGCAUCAUUUGAUGCCCGUAACGAGACACUGGUGGCUGUUGACAGCCGGGGUGUCGCCACCGUGCGUAGGGCGGAUGAUUUGGAGGAGAUAUGCAGGUUUAAUGUUAGAGGUGCCAAUCAAAGGGGAGUUGUUGGGUGCAUGAAUGGAGGGUAUGCAUUGAUGUGGAUUGGGAAUGUGAUUAGGGUAUGGAAUAUUGAAAAUGGAGCUUAUCUGUAUAGUCUUCGGGAGAGAACAGGAGAUAUUAAUGAUAUAAUUGCAGAUGAAAGGUAUGUUGCAGCUUGUUCCAGUGAUGCCACUAUCCAUUUGUGGGACUUUGGUGCACAAUAGUAGUAUGGAGCCUUUGACUCGGUGUAGCAGAAACAGUAGUUUUAACAGGACAAGCAGCUAUUUUUUUUAUGGUUAUUCUUGGUGGUAAUUUAAGGGGGAACUGGAAGGUCUUAAGGCUUUUAGGUACAGUAGAGCUAACAUGGAUGAACAGAAAAGGAACAGGAAACAAACAACAUUCUGAGGGAUAUAUUCUGUUGUACCAAGAAUCCACCAAUCAUAUGCUUUUUUAUGCCGUGCAAAGUAUCUUUCAUUUUCUUACCAAGUUUCACUGUGCUUCUGCCUUAGCUUUUCUCUCUACUAAUUAUGUCUAUGAGGUUGCAAUUUGACCUAAGUUUAUUCAAGAAUCUG
Lycium barbarum (goji berry) is the source of this 2587-nucleotide messenger RNA. RefSeq names its product transcriptional regulator STERILE APETALA-like. The coding region runs from base 917 to 2239 and encodes 440 amino acids. Gene Ontology annotation, molecular function: protein binding. The record is from RefSeq and is a predicted model, not a curated record. Gene Ontology annotation, cellular component: preribosome, large subunit precursor. NCBI's taxonomy places the organism in Eukaryota, Viridiplantae, Streptophyta, Magnoliopsida, Solanales, Solanaceae. The transcript is spliced from 3 exons.